GAGAGAGGCUCACACACUGAGUGGGAGACAGACCGAGCCAGACGGCGCAGAUAAGCCGUAUUUCAGGCGCACUUUGGAGUGCGUAAAACCACACACAACCCGGCGAUUGUGCUUUGGAUAAGGCGACUUUGGGAACAGCAGUUGUCGACUUUAUUUUCUUUCGCGAACAAGAACAGCCCUGACUCUGGGAGCCUUCCGUUUUCUGAAUGGACGCGCUGGGAAGCUUCUCCAGUGACAUGGAAAUGUGCGUUAUUGAGCGUGUGGCCGGAUGCUGAGGACGACCGAUCCGAUCAGUCAAUUUCUGCCUUCGUUUUGACUUUUCAACUCUAGUUCUUCGAGCUAGCGAAACAAACAUGGAGGCCGCCAGCUUCCAGCCUCAUCCCGGACUUCAACAAACUCUGCAGCAGUUCCACCUGAGCUCCAUGCGCUCCUUGGGCGGACCGGCCGCCUUCUCUGCGCGCUGGAACCAGGACGCUCUCUACAAGAAAGACGGAAAACCCAACGAGCUGGUGCUCGCUCUGCCCGCGCAGACACCCCCGGUAAUGUCCGGGCCACUUUUCAUCCCGUCCGACCGCUCCACGGAGCGCUGCGAGACGGUGCUUGAGCGCGAGCCCAUCUCGUGCUUCGUGGUCGGGGGAGAGAAGCGCCUGUGCCUCCCGCAAAUCCUCAACAGCGUCCUGAGAGACUUCUCCCUCCAGCAGAUCAACUCCGUGUGUGACGACCUGCACAUCUACUGCUCCCGCUGCACCGCGGACCAGCUGGAGAUCCUCAAAGUGGUGGGCAUUCUGCCCUUCUCCGCUCCGUCCUGCGGGCUCAUCACACAGACCGACGCGGAGCGCCUUUGCAACGCUCUCAUCUACGGCGGCUCGUACCCGCCGCACUGCAACAAGGAGCUAGGGUCUCUGGAGCUGGAGCGGACCGAGAAGAGCUUCAAAGUGUACCACGAGUGUUUCGGCCGCUGCAAAGGACUUUUUGUACCGGAGCUGUACAGCGGGCCGAGCGCCGCCUGUAUCCAGUGCUUGGACUGCAGACUCAUGUUCCCUCCUCACAAGUUUGUGGUUCACAGCCACAAGCGGCUGGAGAACCGGACAGUGCACUGGGGGUUCGACUCGGCCAACUGGCGGGCUUAUGUGCUCCUGGACCUGGACUACACCGACAAGGAGGAGAAGAUCCACCUGGAGCAGCUGCUCAAAGAGUUAAAGGGAAGAUAUGAUCUGAGUGGCAAACUGUCCAAUAAAUCGUGCAGAUCUCCCAGCCCCAUCCCGGCAAAGAGGUCCAAACUCGACAAGUUACUCUCAUCUUCGGCUGAAAAAGACCGUAAACCCGAGUGGCUGCAGUCUCUGUCGAAGUCUGCUCAUAAGGAUCUUAAACAGGUCCAACUGAAACAGAGACCUUCUGCUUUCCGGCCCUGGUCUCCCAAAGCAGUGGAAAAAGAGAAACCACCCAUUCAGAAAGAAGAGAAGCCCUACUCCAGAAAUGAGGAAAACGGAGCAGUACCCAACAUGGCUCCUGUGGUCCCUCCAGUGCAUCCUAGAGACAGCCAUGCUCCAGGCAGGGGGCCCAAUGCCAUUUCCAAGCCCCCACACGAGCUGCAAAAUGGGGACGCCAAACCCAAGCUCAAACCAGCACCAGCCUCCAGUUUGAACAAUAACAGCAGAGGAGAAGACAUGGACACAGACGGAGAGAUAGACGUGGACGACUGCAAUGAGCACCCAGUGACAUCUUCGUCCCUCCCCUCUCCGCCGUCAGCUUGCAGUAGUGUGUCCCAGACCAUGACCACCCAGACCACCCCUCGGUCUCAGGAUGGCCCCGUGUGGUUACCGGGGAGCAUCAGUCCGGAGAUGGACAGUUUGAGGCAGAUGCUCUAUGGAGGUCUGGAAACCAAAGAGUCUAGAGAAAAACUCCUCCAGGAGAUUGUCCGGAUGAGGGUGAAGCAGGAGGAGAAGCUAGCUGCAGCGGUGCAGGCAAAACGCAGUCUACAGCAGGAGCUGGAGUUUGUGCGAGUGGCUAAGAAGGGUCGUCUUCGUGAGGCCAUUGAAGCCAAGCGUAACCUGCGCAAAGAGAUUGAGCGUCUGCGUGUGGACUGGGACAGAAAGAUGAGGGAGGCGGAGGAGUCGUGCGGGCGCCUCAGACGAGAGCUGGAGCAGGAGAGGCAGCUCCGAGUGUGUGACAAAGGCUGUGAGGCCGAGCGGAUGAGGGCCAAGUACUCCACUCAGAUCAAGGAUCUGCACAUGCAACUGCAACAGGCCGAAGCCGAUCGUGAGCAGCUGAGGCAGGAGCUACAGCAGGAGAGAGAAGCGCGUCAGAGUUUGGAGAGCGUAGUCAAAGAGCUACAGAGCCAACUGUCCCUGCAAAUCAAAAACAACAUCCACCACAACAUUAACAACAAUAUCAACAACUGCGCAUCUCCAGAUGCUAAAGAGGCUACCAGGGAGGCUCAGAGCUCACAGAACACCUGCAAAUCCUAAUACUUCACAAUCAUUCAUUUACAGACUCGAAUCCAAUGAGAUUUACCAAGGACUGCGCUGAAUCUUUCUCUGUAAGGAAUAAAAGAUCAGCUAGAUAAAUGCAACAUUUGGUAGAGAAGCGGACUGUCACAUAUAAUAUAAAAUGAUACAAAUGGAUAUUAUUAUGAUGCUAUAUAGGUUUUAUAAACUGGAAUGCAUGAUUUCUGAGCAUGAUGUUACUGAACUUUUUCACAUCUAACUCCGUUACAAAACCCUGUCCAAGGACUCUCUUUUAUUAUUUCGGUAUAAUAUAAGCUAUUUUUAAAAAUGUGCAAAUACAGCCACAUAACACUACUUGAAAAUGAAGGGAAGAAGAAACCAAGUCAACCAUGACGAAAUGUUUUUGGUGCCACAACAAUGAACUGGUACACACCACUGGAAACCAGAGACACCAGUUUGCCACUAUUUACUUUUAAUAACCGCUUGCUUUUUAUAAUUGCGUUGAGGAUGGACGUAUUAAGAAUUAUCGCUUGCACCAUUAUUCCACAAAAGGCAAGAGAAGACAUUCAUAUUGUAUGCAUGUAUACCAGCUUGUACUUUUUGUAUUGUAUCAACCUGAAGUAUUGGAGUUUGUAGUGGGCUGCGUUCAAGUCCACCACCGUUUUAUGCUUUUAGGUAUUUUAACGGAAGUGUUACUUUUUAAUAUUCUUCUUAUGCAACUUUAGUUUGUGGUUUGUUUCCCAGUUAUUUGCAACCAAAUGUUACAUGUAUGAAUAGCAAUUAUUCCCACCCACAGAUUUGUCAAGCCUUAGCCCGGUCAGCCAUCCUAAUUACGUUUGUCAAAUAACUGUUGCUUGUAUUUGAUUGUUAGUUGUUUUCAGGCCGUUAGCAAGAUUACUAGAGAAUUGUUGACUUUUAUAAAUAACUGGUUAAUGACAUGCCAGGGCAAAGUAAGAGUGAAGAAAACUGUUUAUGAAUGAAGUUUAUUAAGGAUUGUGAGGUUGUAUCUUUGACCCUAUUUCAGUUCACCUAAGGUCUAAAAGCACUUCACGGCCUAUGCAAAAACUGUGUAUGGUCCCUUGAGUUAGAUGUUCAGGGGGAGGGACGAAGAAACAUGAUUGGUGACUGGUACAAUGACGAUAAAUGAAUGUAAUGUCCAUCUAAUUGGAGAAGAUACAAGAUGGCUGGCCAGACUACAGAUGCCCUUAAAAAAGACAAAAAACAAAAAUCUUUUGUUGCAAUGUGGUACUUCUGAUUUUGUAACGAGUAUUGUAAGAUAAUUUAUAUACUAUAAUAUAAUUGCUGCCUAUCAACAGAAAGCAUUCAUUUUUAGUCACUGGUUGUAGAGCUCUUAAAUCAACAAAUGCUGUUUAUAAGAACAACAUUUCUACAUACUAUAUAAAAAAAUAUGGAUAUAUUUUUGUACUUAAAAAAGAAAAAGGAAUUGCACUUUUUAACAAAAACAAAACCUUGCAUAGCGCAUUGUAAAACUGUUACAUUUUCAAACCACACAGACUUUGAAUUAGAACACACUUCCUCUCCUGUAAAUACAAUGUAAAUAAGAUUCUUGUCAUUAUGUUUGCUUGCUCCAAAAUUGAUUAUUAUUUUUCGCUUUUUACUUGAAACCAAAAAGAAGAGAGUAUAUUAGGAUUUGCAAUCACAGAGCAUUCUGCAAAGUGGAUGGUUGCUGAAUGCACAGAAGAGAAAAGAAAUGUUACCACACCACCAAUGUAAUAUUAUACAAUUCCCCUAUUCGUUUAUUUGAGAAUAUGUAUGUAUUAUUUGCUGCGUAUGGAAUAUAUCUGUAAGACCACAGACCAAAAUCAUUCAGAGGUGCACCCACGGCUGGUUUAGGUGCUGUCCUAUUAACUUCUAUGUCUUACCAUUAUAAAAAGCCCUCAUUCAGUAUUUGUUGGGUACAGUGUAAUAGCAAUAUUCAUAUUGAUAGAUGAUGCUGUUGUAGUUUUGGUUUGGAAGUGGGAUUUCACUUGACUCUUGUUUCAAUGUUUUCUUUUACCUUCAGAAAACUUGUAUACUGCCCAUUAAAAGUUU
Boleophthalmus pectinirostris (great blue-spotted mudskipper) is the source of this 4499-nucleotide messenger RNA. RefSeq names its product v-ski avian sarcoma viral oncogene homolog b (gene skib). The transcript has 7 exons. Lineage: Eukaryota; Metazoa; Chordata; Actinopteri; Gobiiformes; Gobiidae. Gene Ontology annotation, cellular component: nucleus. Gene Ontology annotation, biological process: negative regulation of BMP signaling pathway. The record is from RefSeq and is a predicted model, not a curated record. Gene Ontology annotation, molecular function: RNA polymerase II cis-regulatory region sequence-specific DNA binding; DNA-binding transcription factor activity, RNA polymerase II-specific; SMAD binding. The coding region runs from base 354 to 2468 and encodes 704 amino acids.